Messenger RNA from Cryptomeria japonica (Japanese cedar), 2716 nucleotides. RefSeq names its product protein transport protein SEC23 G. Gene Ontology annotation, biological process: intracellular protein transport; COPII-coated vesicle budding; endoplasmic reticulum to Golgi vesicle-mediated transport. The record is from RefSeq and is a predicted model, not a curated record. Gene Ontology annotation, cellular component: COPII vesicle coat; endoplasmic reticulum exit site. The transcript has 2 exons. Bases 157 to 2463 code for a protein of 768 amino acids. Gene Ontology annotation, molecular function: GTPase activator activity; zinc ion binding. NCBI's taxonomy places the organism in Eukaryota, Viridiplantae, Streptophyta, Pinopsida, Cupressales, Cupressaceae.
AAAAGGUGAAUCAAUGGGUAGGAUUGAAAGUGACUUGGAAAUCUGCUCUGUCUUGGCUGGCUACCCGCUAGACGUAGCAGUGGCAGAGCGAAAUGGAGGAAACACAGCAGCAAAGAAGAAAAGCAAGGUGUUGUGAAGAAGAAUCGAGCGUGUAAGAUGGAUUUCAGUGAGCUUGAGGCGAUCGACGGCUUGCGGUGGGCAUGGAAUUCGUGGGCGAGCAGUCCUGUAGAGGCGGCACGGAUGGUGAUCCCGCUGGGCCUCCUCUGCACUCCACUGAUGCCCCUCAACGAUGUGCCGCUCCUUCCCUAUGACCCUCUCCUCUGCAAUUCCUGCCACGCCGUCCUCAACCCUUACUGCCGCAUCGACUACCAUGCCAGGCUCUGGAUUUGCCCCUUCUGCCACCACCGCAGUACUUUCCCCCCUUCCUAUGCUUCCAUCACUGAGGACAAUCUCCCCGCUGAGCUCUUCCCCACCUAUUCCACCGUCGAAUACCAUCUCAAUCGAUCCUCUGCCUCUAUUGCUGCUUCUUCUGCUUCCAGAUUCUCUAGUCAUCAACAGAUGAUGCAAGGAGCAGGGAUUCCUGGAUUUGUAUUUGUGGUGGACACUUGUGUUGCAACAGAAGAUCUUCAGCAUUUGAAGAAUGAAAUCCUUCAUGUUUUUAGCCAGUUGCCGGAGAGUGCAGUGGUGGGUCUCAUCUCUUUUGGGGACAUGGUCACUGUUCAUGAUCUUUCCUACAAUUACUGCUCCAGGGCCGUUGUUAUCCACGGACAAAGAGAGCUUUCCUCGACCCAGGUGCAAGAUCUUUUGCAGAUUUCUCCUCGACAGCUCAGACAAUUUGGAAAAGCUGCCGUACAUCAUCAAGGAUUUCUUCUACCCAUGUCUGAAUGUGAAUUCAAUUUCACUACAGCCCUUGAAGAAUUGCGGCCCAAUUCCUUUCCGGUUUUGCCUGAUCAUCGUCCAUGUCGAGCUACUGGUGCAGCUAUAGCAGUUGCUACAGGGCUUCUAGAGGGGUGUCUACCUAAUGCAGGUGCUCGAAUUAUGGUUUUUGUUGGAGGACCAACAACAAUUGGGCCUGGAAUAGUUGUAGAUGCUGAUCUUGGCAAAAACAUUCGCACCCAUCAGGACCUUGUCAACGGUAAUGCAUCCUAUUACAGAACAUCUUGCAAGUUCUACAAGCAGCUCGCACAGAGGUUAGUAGCAGCAGGGCUUGUUUUGGAUGUUUUUGCCUGCUCUUUGGAUCAAGUCGGCACUGCAGAAAUGAAACCUGCAGUAGAAAGUUCUGGAGGACUGAUGAUGCUUGCAGAGACUUUUGAUUCUGAUCAGUUCAAGAAAUGUUUGCAACGCCUCUUUGCUUGUGACAAACAAGGCCACCUAAAGAUGAACUUUAAUGCAACAAUUGACAUAAUCACAACUAAGGAGGUCAAAAUAUGUGGUGCUCUUGGACCAUGCUCUUCAUUGCAGAAAAAGGCUACAUCAGUAAGUGAGCAUGAGAUAGGAAUUGGAGGCACUCGUGCAUGGAAAAUGAGUACACUCACUAACAAAACUUGUCUGGCUUUCUUCUUUGAGGUAAGCAGUCAGCAGUCUGUCAAAAUCCAACCAGGCACUGCAUUUUUCAUCCAAUUCCUCACACAAUAUCAGCAUGGAAAUGGUCAAGUCCGUUUGCGAGUGACUACUACUGCAAGAAGGUGGGUUGAUGGAACCCAGUUGCAGGAAUUGGCAGCUGGGUUUGAUCAGGAAGCUGCAGCAGCUAUCAUGGCCCGGCUUGCAGUGCACAAAAGUGAGAGUGAGGAGAUUCAUGAGAUUCUCAGGUGGCUAGAUAGGAUGUUGAUUCGAUUUGCAUCAACAUUUGGAGAUUAUAUUAAAGAUGACCCAACAUCCUUCCGCUUUUCGUCCAAUUUUUCUCUUUAUCCUCAGUUCAUGUACCAUCUACGUCGAUCACAAUUCCUUCAAGUCUUCAAUAACACCCCUGAUGAGACUGCAUUCUUUAGACUGAUGCUAAACCGGGAAGCUGUAGUUGGAUCUCUUAUCAUGAUCCAGCCUACUCUUUUUGCUUAUUCUUUUGAAGGUCCUCCUGUGCCUGUGCUACUUGAUGUGAGCUCUAUUUCAGCUGAUUGUAUUCUGCUUUUUGAUUCCUACUUCUAUGUUUUGGUGCAUUAUGGGUCUACAAUUGCACAGUGGCGGAAGCUUGGGUACCAGAAUGACCCUAGCCAUGAGAAUUUCAAGAAGCUCCUUGAGGCCCCACUUCAAGAUGCAGAAGUUUUACUUGCAGAACGUAUGCCAGUGCCCAAAUUUAUUGAAUGUGAUCAACAUGGUAGUCAAGCAAGAUUUUUGCUUGCUAAAUUGAACCCAUCUGUCACUCACAAUACAAAUCAAUAUGGGAAUAAUUCCGAGGUGAUAUUCACAGAUGAUGUAAGUUUGCAAGUGUUUGUAGAACAUCUCCAGAAGUUGGCAGUUCAAGCCUAAAGUGGAACUAGGAAAUUAAUAUGUAUUGCUUGUUUUGUUCGUAGAACUUGAUAUUGGAAUAGGAGUUGGGUGCAGCAGUUUUAACUUUGCUUCCAGUAUCUUGAGGGAGCCUUCCUGCACUUUCAAGUGCUUGGAUGAUUGUAUUUUCUAGUUUAACAGUCUUUGGUUACUUAAGCUUCAUUCCUUGGGAUUCUUCCUAAUUUGUUACAUCAUGUAAAUCUUUAAACUGUAAUCAAACUAAAUUGUUCAAAAA